Haemonchus placei is the source of this 729-nucleotide messenger RNA. NCBI's taxonomy places the organism in Eukaryota, Metazoa, Nematoda, Chromadorea, Rhabditida, Trichostrongylidae. The record is from the annotation of a GenBank genome assembly.
AUGAAGGUGAAAAGAUUAAAGAGGGCUAACCGAAUUUUAACGUUCUUCAAGUACAACUAUAAGAUUAUUCCACCCUUCAGGGUUCUGGUGGACGGGACAUUUACAAAUGCUGCUCUUGCAAAUAAAAUAAAUCUUCGGGAGCAGUUACCGAAAUAUCUAGGCGGAGAUGUUGAAAUCGUGACUACGAAAUGUGUACUUGCCGAGCUUGAAAGCCUUGGAUCACCUGUUUAUGGAGCGCUUGUGAUUGCUCGUCAGUUCGACGUGGAUGUUUGUCCGCAUACUCCUAGCCGGCCAGCAGCUGAGUGCCUUGCGCAUCUUGCUAGGCGUGCUACCAAAGGGAAAACAAGAUAUGUCAUUGCUACCAAUGACGACUCGCUAUCAGAGAAGUUGCGUACGAUUGCUGGAACACCUAUCCUCUACAUAAAAUACAACGCCAUUCUGCUCGAUCGAGUGUCAGAGAUCUCAAAAAAUGCCGUGGAUGAUAUACACAAAAACGAACUUGAAAGCCUUAAAGCAAUCAAAGCGGCAGUGUUAGGUGAACAAACCGUCAAAAAGAAGAAGAAGAAGAAAAUAAAGGGCGCUAAUCCGCUGUCUUGCAAGAAAAAGAAGAAAGUCAUCAACCCAGUAGUGCCCGUAAAGACAGGAGAGCGAACUGCCAGUGGCAAAAGGAAACGAUCAAAACGGAAACCAGCCGCAACAGCUUCUCCGCUUGAAGGUGCUCAGGCAUAG